AUGGAUGCUCAUAACACCAGUGCAAACCCAAACCAGCCCCAGCCGGUCUACGCCAUGGCGUUUGGUUGCAUCAUGGUCCUGGGUCUGCCUCUCAACAUCGUGUCUCUGUGGAUCUUGCUUCGCCGCCACAGCCUCAAAUCCCCAACUGCCGUCUUCAUGGUCAACCUGGCGAUCUCAGACCUGCUGCUCGUCAUCUCCUUGCCCAUGAGGGUCUACUUUUACGCCACGGGGACCUGGCCGCUGAGCGCUCUGGCGUGCCAGAUCAUCACAAAGCUCUUUCUCAACAACAUCCGCUCCAGCUCCAUCUUCAUCACCUUCAUCAGCGUGGACCGGCUGCUGGCUGUGGUUUAUCCUCUGAGGUCACGCUGUGUGCGAACUGCGGCCAACGCCUGGAAAGCUGUGUCGCUCAUCUGGGUGUUUGUGGCCGUGAUGAACAUCCCAGAGGGUAUAAUCUUCUCAAAACUCCACAACAACUGCAGUGAGCGCGUCUGUUUUGGAUCUCGUUAUCUGUGUCGUUCUAGGUCUCCCAUGGUUUAUUUUCAGAUGGUGUUAGUGUUCCUCUUGCUGGCAGUCAAUGUUGUGUGCACUGUUCUGGUGUCCUGGACUCUGCACACACACCUGAGUGACUCUGUGAAGGUCAACAACAAGAUGAACGUCAUGCUGAUUUUCCUCAUGAACCUUGUCACGUUCACCAUAUGUUUCCUGCCCGUGUCGCUCGCUAUACUCGCACACAACGAAGCUGCAUUGACAUCUUUGGUUUGUCUGGCGGCUGUGAACUGCUGCCUGGACCCACUGUUGUAUUACUUUUCUCUGGACGCCUUCUGGAAGAAGAAAGAGGACGUGGCGCUCACUGGAGAUCAGAGGACGUGAUGUGCCCGUUGGCUGCAGGAAUGAUGAAUCUAUAAUUUGACAUUUUCCAUAUUCACGUGUAUUCACUUUCUUCCUGAGAGUUGAAGCGUUGUCACUCUCAUGUCGGUAUGAAUUAAUAUUCAGUCUCCAGAACUGAAUUCAGGUGAUUUCCUGUUGUUUGAUGUUUUGCACAUUUCUUCUUCCUUUGCUGUCGAUUGUAUUUUCCGUGGCAUUAUCCGUUAUUAACGUGCACUGUUCCUGCCUACUAAAAUAAUAAAAUGAAAUAACUCUGAUCUGUGUGUUUGCAUGUUUAACACUCGAGUUGGUUUUCAAGCGGCUGAGAAAAGACAGAAAAGGAUGUGACCCUUAUUGUAGCGUCAUCCUUCUCUUGUUGUGUGAUACUACUGUUUGAGUCUGAUAUGUAUUUCACAUUAGAAAUCUGCUGAGUGUCUCGGUGGAGCAGAGACAGCAGAUCUCUGGUCCUAAGCCCCAGCAGACUGAGGGGCAGCUGUAAGGAUCUGGAACACCUCGUCUGCAGAUUUGAAAUGAUUUGCUAAUGUGCCUAAACGCUGAGGACUGGCAGAAUAACCUCUCCCCGAGUGACUUUAACCUAAUAUUACAAUUAGAUCAUAUUAACUAUUAAUCACUCAUGUUA
Molecule: messenger RNA, 1504 nt
Organism: Lates calcarifer (barramundi perch)
Lineage: Eukaryota; Metazoa; Chordata; Actinopteri; Centropomidae
Product: lysophosphatidic acid receptor 6-like
Biological process (GO): positive regulation of Rho protein signal transduction; phospholipase C-activating G protein-coupled receptor signaling pathway
Cellular component (GO): membrane
Molecular function (GO): lysophosphatidic acid receptor activity
Source: RefSeq, a predicted model, not a curated record